AUGGCAACAGCUCAAGGGCAUCAUACCGAUGUCGUCCCAAUGCCAAAAUGGUCCAGAUGGGUUGGUUUUGCUCGAGUUGCUCUUGCGAUUCUAGUCCUUGGUUUCACCGCUGCUGCUUGUUCGAUCUGGGGUGUCUUCCCAGCUUUUGGCAUUGCACUCUUUACAUCAUGUGCCACACUCUUGAUCUUCGGCUACUAUAUCAUUGCCCUGUCUCACAAACCCGCGUUGUAUAACCGCUGGGUCGUCCUUGGUCUUGAAGUCUUUGGUGUCUUCUUCUGGCUGGUUAGCUUCGCGCUUCUUGCCAAUUGGACCAGUCGUUUCAACGGAUUCAACCGAUGGUACGGUAAUGGAGACAGCUAUGGCUUCUGGAAUGCUCCUUACUCUCCUGAGGAUGUUGGGUUUAGCAAAAGAGCACCUAGAUUUAGGCCUAAGAAAGGAGGGCACAGCAACAGGCAUGUCGGUGUAGCUUUGGCAGGGACCGCUACAGGCCUCGGAGGCCUCGAGUUCUUCCUCUACUCUGUGACACUACUGGUGUUUGGAUUGGCCCUUCACAAACAGCGAACUGAGCUUAGAGCUGCUACUACUGCCGAUAGAACUGCCAGACCAGUAGAGCCCGCAGCCGAACCGGAGGCUGAGGUGGUUGAGCAGAAACCGGUAAUUGCAGCCGAGACUGUCUGA
Messenger RNA from Exophiala bonariae, 678 nucleotides. RefSeq lists its product as uncharacterized. The record is from RefSeq and is a predicted model, not a curated record. NCBI's taxonomy places the organism in Eukaryota, Fungi, Ascomycota, Eurotiomycetes, Chaetothyriales, Herpotrichiellaceae. The coding region runs from base 1 to 678 and encodes 225 amino acids. The transcript has 3 exons.